UGUUCUUCACAUUCUACUGAAUGUAUAUUCCAGAGAACCCUGCCUCCUGACACAAUAUCCUGUAUCUGACAUAGAGCCCAAUGCUGGUUAUCACAAACAAUGAAAAUAAUCAUUUGAUCAGAGAAAGACCAAUAACAAAACAACAUUAUUUAUGAAGUUAACCAGAUCUCAUUGGUGCCCACAGUCCCUACAUGAGGGAGGCUUGAGUGACAGGAGAAAUCUGAUUGGUCCUGUUUGUUCUGUAAAUAGUGAUGUCAUCUACCACACAGAACUCACCUCUCUGUUUUACACCAUAGACUCAGGACCACAGUAUUUACAACGUGAGACCCAGGAGGACAAGCUGAAGAGGGAGGCAUCAGCUGGUGAGCUUGAGUUGAAGAUGGAAAAAGAAUUAAAAGAGAAAUUAAGACAGGAGAUGAUGAAACAACUAGAGGAGAAAGACACACAACUGGAUGAUAUGACCCAGGAAGUGAGAGAGAAAGACACACAACUGGAUGAUAUGACCCAGGAAGUGAGAGAGAAAGAGAGACUCCUGGAGGAGAAGAACCAGAUAAUCGAACAGAGGGAGAAACUAUUAGAAGAGAAAGACAAGCAACUAAAGGAUAGAGACAUUCAACUAGAGGCUCUGAGAAAGAACCUGCAGGACAAGAACAGCCAAGUAGAGAACUUCAGAGUCCUACUGCAGGAAAAAUACCUUCAACUAGAGGACAGGAACCACAGACUGGGAGAGAAGGACAGACUACUGGGAGAGAGAGACAAACUACUGGAAGAGAGAGACAAAGUAUUGGAGGGAAAAGAAAAUGAACUGAAAGAGAGGAGACGGGAACUAAAAGAGAGGAGACAGGAAGUAAAAGAGAGGAGACAGGAAGUAGAAGAGAAAGACAACCUACUAGAGGAGAGAGAGACGCAGUUAAAGGAAAGAGACAAACAGGUGGAGGAUGUCAACAAUGAAAAUGCUGAAAUGGCUCAACAGAUAUGUGAUGUGAAGACUGAGGUAGAGAGACUGAGUAGAGAGAUCUCAGCCCAGAUGACUGAACAUGGAGAGACGUCAGAAACAGGUUCCAUCCUCCCAGUCAGGAGGAGACACAGCAUGGAGGUUCCUCUAAACA
Messenger RNA from Oncorhynchus nerka (sockeye salmon), 1109 nucleotides. RefSeq names its product golgin subfamily A member 6-like protein 25. Lineage: Eukaryota; Metazoa; Chordata; Actinopteri; Salmoniformes; Salmonidae. The transcript is spliced from 4 exons. The record is from RefSeq and is a predicted model, not a curated record. The annotation marks the transcript as partial.